This is a messenger RNA of Closterium sp. NIES-65, 1407 nucleotides long. Lineage: Eukaryota; Viridiplantae; Streptophyta; Zygnematophyceae; Desmidiales; Closteriaceae. The record is from the annotation of a GenBank genome assembly.
AUGGGUGCGCUUCGCUCGCUCUUCCUGCUCGCCCUCGUCCUCGCCGCGACUCUGAGCCUCCUUGCUGGAGUCUCAGCGGCGCCGCGCCGCGCCCUCGGCAAGGUCAAGGGGGACCCUCCUCAGAAGCCCCUUCCUCCAACUCCUUUCGACCCGAAGAGCUUCCCUGUCGCGUCUAACCCCCCCUCUCCAAGCGGCUCACGGAAAGGCUCCAUGGACUCAACCAUCUCGUUCGAUUCCAAGGCGCCAUCCGUGCCCUCACUCGGCGGUUCGCCGUCCCGAAAGGGCUCAGCGGAUUCGACCUUCUCCUUCGAUUCCAAGGACGGGGGAUCCCGCAGGAGCUCCGUGGAGUCCGUCUCGUCUGUGAAAGCCACAGCUGUGAAAGCUCGGCGGGCUCUCCUCGAUUUCGCGGGUCAGCGCAACGUGCCCGAGGCCACUGGCCCUCAGACGCCGAAACCCGCCGAGGUUGACGGCGCCGACUCGCACGUGGCGACGCCGCGCAUUCUCGUUAUCAAGGGGGGACCUCAGAAGCCCCUUCCGCCCAACCCAAGCGGCUCGCGGAAGGGCUCCAUGGACUCAACCAUCUCGUUCAAUUCCAAGGCGCCAUCCGUGCCCUCACUCAACGGCGCGCCGUCCCGAAAGGGCUCAGCGGAUUCGACCUUCUCCUUCGAUUCCAAGGACGGCGGGUCCCGCAGGAGCUCCGUGGGUUCCGUCUCGUCCGUGGAUUCCGCUGCUGCGGCGAAGCAAUUCCUCGCAAACGUCCCAAACGCGUUCGAGCCUUACUCGGGCAACUCUGGCGGAUCCCGCAAGGGCUCAGGGGCAACGCCACGCAUUCUCGUUAUUAAGGGGGGACCUCAGAAGCCCCUUCCGCCCAGCCCAAGCGGCUCUCGGAAGGGCUCCAUGGACUCAACCAUCUCGUUCAAUUCCAAGGCGCCAUCCGUGCCCUCACUCAACGGCGCGCCGUCCCGAAAGGGCUCAGCGGAUUCGACCUUCUCCUUCGAUUCCAAGGACGGCGGGUCCCGCAGGAGCUCCGUGGGUUCCGUCUCGUCCGUGGAUUCCGCUGCUGCGGCGAAGCAAUUCCUCGCAAACGUCCCAAACGCGUUCGAGCCUUACUCGGGCAACUCUGGCGGAUCCCGCAAGGGCUCAGGGGCAACGCCGCGCAUUCUCGUUAUUAAGGGGGGACCUCAGAAGCCCCUUCCGCCCAACCCAAGCGGCUCUCGGAAGGGCUCCAUGGACUCAACCAUCUCGUUCGAUUCCAAGGCGCCAUCCGUGCCCUCACUCAACGGCGCGCCGUCCCGAAAGGACUCAGAGGGUUCGUUCAUCUCCAUCGAUUCCAACGACAGCGGAUCUCGCAGGAGCUCCGUGGGUUCCGUCUCGUCUGUGAAAACCGGGUGGGCUGGGCAUUCUUGA